AGAAAGUGUCUCAAGGUUUUCUUGCAMAACACGUUCUCUCUCAUAAAAAACAUGGGUACUGGCGUGCUAUCGUUAUCCAAGGCUGGUUUUUACCCAGUCUAUGUGCUUGUACUGCUUCUAGGUGCUUAUUUAUUAAAUCAGCUUGAUAGAUACGCUCUUGCUGUAACCUCACAGCCCAUGGCCAGAGAAGUUAAGUUCGGAGACAAAGGCUGCUUACCUUACAACACUUCUCUUGGUUCGAAGGUCAAAAAGCUGUGUGUUAAAAGUUAUCUUAAUUCAGAUAAUACAGAAAAAAACGAAACUGCGUGUAGGUUAAAAAGAAUGCAAAACUCAAAUUUCUCUGGCCAAAUAUGUAUCUGGGAUUAUGACGGCACAGGGGAAGAGUACCAGAUACUUGCUGGACCUGUAUUCAUUGUUAUUUAUACUUUGAGUGGAGUUAUUUUGGGUCUUUUCACUGGCACGUUUAACCGCAAGAACAUCCUCAUUGUCUGCCUUCUUCUUUGGAGUGCAAUGACUUUGCUGACAGGAUUUGCUAAACAUUAUUGGCAUUUACUACUUACAAGAUUUAUUCUUGGGAUAGGUGAGGCUGGUUGUACACCAUUUGCAGCAAGUUUGAUUGCAGACUAUUUUCCUGAGUCUCUUCGUGGAGCAGCUCUUGGAGUUUAUAAUUGGGGCAUUUAUAUUGGAUACAGUAUGGCAUAUGCUUUCGGCAACUACAUCACCAAAGCUAACAUCAAUGAUCAAGGAUGGCGGUGGGUGUUUUUCAUUGCAGCCAUUCCUGGCUUUGUUUUGGGCCUUUUAAUGAUGUUUACUGUCAAAGAACCAGAAAAAACUGAAAAACAGAACAUUGGAUUUAGCAAGGCUCUCGCUCUCAAGAUCAAACUGCUCCUAAUGCUUAAGACCUUUCUGCGACCUUCCUUGAUCAUUCUCUUUGUUGCUGGUGCAAUUCGUAAUGCUGGGGGUUAUGUAUGGGCUUAUAAUACACAGCCCUACUUUAACAAGUAUUAUCCUGACACUGAUGUUGGCAAGUACAUGAGUUGGAUUCCAUUAGUUGGUGGAUCAUUUGGCGUAGUCUUUGGCGGGUUUAUCUCAGAUAGACUGGUUAAGAACAGAGGUUCUUAUGCAAGAAUCUGGGUGCUUGUUGCUAGUCAGAUUAUAGCGGCCCCUUUUGCAGCAGGAGCUCUAUUUCUGAAGCCUCCCUGGGCCUUUAUCAGUCUUAUUCCAUCCAAUAUCAUUGGUGAGAUGUGGGUGGGUGUAACUCUUGCUGUUGUGGUGGAGUUGGUCCCUGUCACGAUACGUACUGCAUCUGUGGCUUAUUAUCUCUUCAUCAUAUCUAUCAUUGGAGGAAACGUUCCACUAUUAGUGCCCAUCAUCAAAAAGCCGCUUGGUUUACGUAAUGCCCUGUAUAUCUUGUUCCCUGGUUUGUAUGCCUUGAGCUCUGCCCUCUUCUUGUUGACGUUGUUUGUGCUCAAGCGAGAUUUACGACUUGCGGACGAAACGAACGUUUUGGAUGUUACGUCACCUCUUUUGCCUGAUUCCUCCAAAGAAGAUUCCAGCAGCAAAAUGAUAUAGAAUAUUGAACUGUGAUAGGCUAUGCAACUGUUGAAGAUAUACUAUUAAACAACUUACAACAAUU
Actinia tenebrosa (Australian red waratah sea anemone) is the source of this 1636-nucleotide messenger RNA. Its product is annotated as protein spinster homolog 1. Gene Ontology annotation, molecular function: transmembrane transporter activity. Lineage: Eukaryota; Metazoa; Cnidaria; Anthozoa; Actiniaria; Actiniidae. Gene Ontology annotation, cellular component: membrane. Gene Ontology annotation, biological process: transmembrane transport. The record is from RefSeq and is a predicted model, not a curated record.